Messenger RNA from Ictidomys tridecemlineatus (thirteen-lined ground squirrel), 519 nucleotides. RefSeq names its product metallothionein 4 (gene Mt4). Gene Ontology annotation, molecular function: metal ion binding. The record is from RefSeq and is a predicted model, not a curated record. Gene Ontology annotation, biological process: detoxification of copper ion; intracellular zinc ion homeostasis; cellular response to copper ion. NCBI's taxonomy places the organism in Eukaryota, Metazoa, Chordata, Mammalia, Rodentia, Sciuridae. Gene Ontology annotation, cellular component: cytoplasm; nucleus.
GGAGGGGCCGGCGCGAGAGGCGGGGUCUCGGGGGUGCGGCCCGCGGAGAUCCUGGGGCGCCGGGCCCGGGCUUCGAGCCGGUGGGAGCGGUUACCUUGCCCGCUUGGGUGGCGGCCGCCAGGCACGGCUAGGACAGCAGCAGAACCCCCUGCACGCCUGGACCAUGGACCCCGGGGAUUGCACCUGCAUGUCUGGAGGAAUGUGCAUCUGUGGAGACAACUGCAAAUGUACAACUUGCAGCUGCAAAACAUGUCGUAAAAGCUGCUGUCCCUGCUGCCCCCCAGGCUGUGCCAAGUGUGCCCGGGGUUGCAUCUGCAAAGGGAGCUCGGACAAGUGCAACUGCUGUGCCUGAGACCCGUCCUUUCGUGCUGGGAGAGAUCCUGGGAGCGUCUGUACAGUGCAUGAAUCAGAGGUUGAAACGAUUGUACCAUAAGUUGUGCUUUUUAUAUAUUUGCCCAAACGUGGUGUUGGUGACACUCAUGUAAAGUGCUGAGAGCAAUAAAGUUUUCACUCGUGGUC